AUGUUUUUGAGGCCACGAGUUGUGCGCAUUGCCUCAUUCUCGAGAUUUCUAGCACUACGGGUUCCUGCGACUCAAUUGAUCGCACCUUCGGUUCAUCGUUACUCGACAGUUCAGCGUGCCAUAAAGAUAGUUGGAGGGUUCGAUAUGCCGAGAGAGGGCAAGGCGCAACAACAUAAAGGAGGUGGGGGAAGACAACCGCAAAGAAAGAAACAAAAGGGCAAGGAGAAAUCAAAAGCGGAAGGCGGCGCGGAUGAAGUAGUGGAAUUGGACGUGAAGAAUUUACUAGAGAAAAACAGGCGGAGUUCAGAAGAGAAUGGCGAAAAGCAAGCAGCCACUGAAACCAGUGUAUCCGUUGUCCAUGAAGGCAAAAAGGAUUCUCCAUUCCCAGAGACGGAUGUAACUGUGUCUGAGAUGUCAUCAACCGGAGAAGGCCUUGCAUUAUCGCCAAACGGUGAUCACGUCUAUGUCGUACCAUUUGCACUUCCUGGAGAGACAGCACGGGUCAGAAUAUACAAGACAAUCAGAUCCAAGUCCUACAGCUUGACAGAUCUCGUGGAGAUUUUGAAGCCCUCUGAACAACGCGAUGACACCCUUAUAAAAUGCCAGUAUUUCGGCAAAUGCUCCGGAUGUCAGCUACAGAUGAUACCGUAUAAAGACCAAUUGCAGCAUAAGAAGCGGAUAAUAGAAAAAGCAUAUGCCAACUUCUCUGGGAUAUUACCAGAGCUUAUACCUGCUAUUGGAGAUACGAUGGGCUCCCCCAUGCAAUAUGGAUACCGGACCAAGUUAACUCCUCAUUUCACUCAGCCUGCUCGCAACCGGAAACAAGAGCAUGGCAGUGACGCUCCAGAUAUCCCUCCUAUUGGAUUUAUGAUGAAAGGCCGCCGCAAGGUCAUGGAUAUUGAAGACUGCCCACUUGGAACAGACAUUGUCAGGAACGGUUUGAAGAAUGAGAGAAAGAGGGUUGCGGAAAACCUACAGCAAUACCCUUACGGUGGUACGCUGUUGGUUCGGGAGAGUACGAAGCGGAUAGAGAGGAAUGCGGAAAACGAGGCUCUGACUUCGGAUGAUAAAGUGAUACGGACGACAUUCCCCGACUAUGUUGAGGAGAAGACGUAUAUCACCGAUCAAAAUGGCAUUUCAGUUGAAUACGUGGAGGAUUAUCAAUUCCACAAUGUUGCUGGGACAUUUUUCCAGAACAACAAUUCCAUUUUACCGGCGUUUACAGGAUAUGUUCGAGAUAAUGCUUUACAUCCCGAACUGAAACCGGAUGCCACUCCUGCCGAGCCCACUGCAGCGGCAGCCAAAUCUAGCCCGAAAUUGAAGUACCUCCUAGACGCAUACUGUGGCUCAGGACUGUUCACCAUCGUUCUCUCAGGCACUUUCCGCUCAUCUCUAGGCAUCGAUGUUGCUGCAUCUAGCAUCAAAUGUGCUCGCGAAAACGCCAAACUGAGCAAAGUUCCUAACACUGGUUUUGCAGCUGCUGAUGCUGCAGCUUUAUUUAAAGAUGUUCCAUACCCGGCUGACCAGACCUUACUUGUCAUCGAUCCUCCACGCAAGGGAUGUGAUACGAAUUUCUUGAACCAGCUACUUGCAUAUGGCCCGACGAGGGUAUUGUAUGUUAGCUGCAACGUUCAUACCCAAGCCCGGGAUGUUGGCGUCCUGGUCGAAGGAAAGAAUGGAGUCCGGUAUGACAUUGAGAGUAUUCGCGGGUUUGAUUUCUUCCCGCAGACAAGCCAUGUUGAGAGUGUGGCUGUUUUAACAAAGGUCAUCGAGGGUAAACAGGAGUAA
Molecule: messenger RNA, 1788 nt
Organism: Nannizzia gypsea CBS 118893
Lineage: Eukaryota; Fungi; Ascomycota; Eurotiomycetes; Onygenales; Arthrodermataceae
Exons: 1
Coding region: 1-1788 (595 amino acids)
Biological process (GO): tRNA processing
Molecular function (GO): tRNA (uracil(54)-C5)-methyltransferase activity, S-adenosyl methionine-dependent
Source: RefSeq, a predicted model, not a curated record